UGGGGGAUGGCAGCCGCGGCCCUGGCGAGGAGAUUCGAGGAGCGCAUCAGGGCGUGCGCCAUCGGGCGGAAGCUCCACGAAGCCAAGAUCCUCCACGACGAGAUCGCCCGCAGCCCCCACGGCGACAACCGCCGCCUCACCAAUCUCCUCAUCGACCUCUUCGGCAAAUGCGGCGACCCCGACACCGCGCGCGCGGUGUUCAAUCGCGUCCGGCUGCCCAACGAGUACUCGUGGAGCUGCAUCAUCCAGGCGUACGUGAGCAGCUCCCGGAUCCACGACGCGCGCGCCCUCUUCGACUCCAUGCCGGGAUUCGACGCCUUCACCUGGAACAUCAUGAUCGCGGCCUACGCGCGCAUCAAUCGCCUGGACGACGCGCGCGAGCUCUUCCACGGGAUGAUCUCCGGUCGGGACGUGGUGAGCUGGGCGAUCCUCGUCGCGGGCUACGCGCGGCACGACCGGCUCGAGGAGGCCAGCGCGCUCUUCCGGCGGAUGCCGCUCUGGGACACGGUCACUUGCACGUCGGUCCUCCAGGGAUAUGCCCACAACGGGCAUCUGGCCGAGGCUCAGGAGCUCUUCGAUCGGAUCGGUGGCGCCGGCGAUCGCGACGCCACUGCUUGCAACGCGAUGAUCGCGGCCUAUGGGAAGAACGCCCGCGUCGAUCUCGCCGAAGGGCUCUUCGCGCAGAUCAAGCUGCGCAAUGCGGCGUCUUGGUCCUUGCUGCUCCUCACCUAUGCCCAGAACGGGCAUCUGGAUCUUGCCAAGAAAAGCUUCGAUCGGAUGCCCCAGCGCGACUCGAUCGCCUUCACCGCGAUGACCGCCGUGCUCUCCGACCAAGGCGAGCUCCGCGGCGCGAGAGAGAUGCUGCGAUACCUCUCCGCGGUGGACGUGAUCGCGUGGAAUGCGCUGCUCGAGGGAUAUUCCCGGACCGGGGAUCUUGACGAGGUGAGGAGGCUGUUCUCCGCCAUGGAGCACCGCACGGUAGCCACGUGGACGAUCGCGAUCCAGGGGCACGCGCAGUACGGCCACGGAUCCGACGCCCUGGAUCUCUUCCUGGAGAUGCUGCUCGAGGGCGUGGGCAUUGACGGGCAGACGAUGAUGGGCGUGCUGGCGGCGUGCGCGCAUCUAGGGCUCCUCGAUCCGGCGAGGGAUUACCUCGUGUCCAUGGCGGGCGAUCACGGCGUGGCCUGCGAUCCGGGCCACUACGGGUGCAUGGUGAGCGUGCUGUGCAAGGCCGGGCGCCUCGAUCUGGCGGAGGAAUUGCUCGACACGAUGCCUGUGAUCGCAGACGUGGUCGCCUGGACAGCGUUUCUGGAUGCGUGCAAGAUGUUUGGGGAGGCGGAUCGAGGCGCCAGAGCCGCGGGCGAGAUCACGCUGCUCAAUCCCAUGAUGUCCUCGGCGUAUGCCAUGUUCUCCGAGCUCGCAUUGAGCGAGCAGGAUGAGGAGCUCGACUCGUGGCGGGCAUCCAGUCGUGAGAUUUGUUGUUCUUGAGGGGAGCUGCCAUCGUCGCAGCGCGAGAAACUCUCGAGGUACAUUCCGGCAACUCGAGAAGGGAGAGAAUCAUUUGCCGAAUAUUCCUAGUUUGAAAAAUUGUUCCAACGUUAACUUAUGCAGGAAGAAGCUCGAGUGAAAGAAGCUCAACAAGAAGAAGAGAGGAUGAAGUUCGAGGAAGCAAGUACUCCGGAAGUGGAAGCAUAAGACUGAUGUUAUCGUGGAGGCUGCCAGUGUGCGAAAACUACGAGCCCGAGCGGCUGUCAUCAAUGAUCCUUGGCUUGCCGAUCCAACACGGACGAACGUACGUUUCUCGAGUCUCAAAGCAGGGACUCGCCAAAGAAGACUUGGACCAUUUAAAAACGCAUCGAGUCUCGCUUCUCUACAGCAUGUGGAAGUUCUUGGACGUGUCGGAAAUAGUUUCUCCGGUUCUCAGUGCUAAAAAUCCAUGGGCGAAAACUAUUUACUGGAAACUGGUUUUCUGCAUGGGAGACAAUUCGUCCAAGGGACGAGGCAGUGAGCUUCCGGCGCAGUGGCUGAGGUCGAAGCUGAUCGGAAAUCUGGAAGGGAACACAGUAGCAUAGUACGUCUCGAGCAACGUCGAAAACGUGCCAUUGCGAGAUUAAUCUCGACAGAAGCUUCCAGCCAAGUAUCAACGGGGAAAGCGUUCUCUUGUUCUGGGUUGACGAAGGCUCGCCUCUAAGCAGGAUGCGCAGCAAGCUACAUUCGCUGGUGGAAUCUCUUCCGACUGGGACCUCUGUGCCGCUGUUGGUAUUUUCAAGUGGCUUUGGAUCAGACGAAGGCGAUCUCAACAGAUGGCCGCCACCAGAAGAAGAGUUGGCGCUGCUGCUUCAGCUACACAGAUUGGACGGCGACAAGAUCAGCAGCUGGAUAGUUUUAUCGACCACUGGGAAAAGCGAACACGAGUUCUACUGCAGUGAGACUCUAGCCAGGGGUAUUGAGUGGCUCGCGACUUUAGCGCCGGCUCAGCCAGAGCUUCAUGCUGUGGAUCUCCGCGACUUGGUGGCAGAAAAGCUCUACUCUACGUUAAACUCGUCACGGGAAGAAACCAAAGCCGGGCCCGGAGACUACGUCUUCAGCAAAGCGCUCCACGACGCUACAGCGGAGGUGACAAAUGCCGCUGGAGCUCUGCCGACUGCCUCCCUUUCCUCGUCUUGACGAACGAACCACGUUUGCUCUGGCUCUCUCACCAUUGUCGGCGGCGGCUCCCCGACUGCGUGAGAGCUCAAUACAUGUCUCUACUGGAAGUGUACCUGAGCAAGCUCGGCUACGAAGAACCGGAGGCUAACCGUGUCGCAGCCAGCAUUUUGGAUGGAGCAGUGAGCCUGGCUGCGCGACCUGGCGUCGGGUGUUCCGGAGCAUUUUCUGGACGAAGCUGAUGCGUCCCAACAGCGAGCCUCCCCGACGGUUUAUCUCUUGCGCGAGAUCUCCUUUCACAGAGACGUGGUAGGGGCGUUUGCUUCUCGGCUCCAAGGUGGCAACGUCCCCGAGUCGAUCCAGGUGAGUUUUGUAGAGAGAUACAACCAGCAGUACACCGAGGCCGAGACUGCCUGUAAUACUGCAACUUCAAAGCCAGAGGACGUUAUGCUCAGGCACGAGCUCAAGUACCUGAGAAGCGGAGAUGAGCUCGAGCUACUUCCGAAGGCCAACCGAGGCACGACUGGACGAGCUAGUGGCAAGGCUGGACAAAAGGCUGGAUGAAAACACUCAGGCAGCAGCGACUGGAAUGGAAGAAAUUCUUCGGCCGUGGACAGGACACGAAGCUGCUCGUGCUCACGCCAGAGGGGAUCGACUUGGAAAUUUUGGAAGUGACGAGCCCGAGGUCUUCAAGCUCGGAGAGCUACAAGAGGUUUAACGAGCUCUUGAGUAGCUGCCCAGACGCUCAUCUCUGGCAAGCUACUUUGGUGUUUUAUACUAACUACUUGACAAAUGUUUGUAAAUGUAUUCAUUUUUUUUCAAGGAAACCACAGGGUAGCUUUCUGUA
Molecule: messenger RNA, 3493 nt
Organism: Selaginella moellendorffii
Lineage: Eukaryota; Viridiplantae; Streptophyta; Lycopodiopsida; Selaginellales; Selaginellaceae
Product: pentatricopeptide repeat-containing protein At4g02750
Exons: 2
Coding region: 7-1488 (493 amino acids)
Biological process (GO): RNA modification
Molecular function (GO): RNA binding; protein binding
Source: RefSeq, a predicted model, not a curated record